This is a messenger RNA of Blepharisma stoltei, 1991 nucleotides long. NCBI's taxonomy places the organism in Eukaryota, Ciliophora, Heterotrichea, Heterotrichida, Blepharismidae. The record is from the annotation of a GenBank genome assembly.
AUGUUUGCAUUUGUAUCAAUGAGCCUAUUUUUAAAUGCAGUUCUUACAAACAAAUGAAUUUUUAAUCUGAUGAUGCUAAAGCAUAUGUACAUUUGGCAUAUUCAUCCAUAUCUAUCUAGCAGUUACUCACAGAUUAAUUUUGCUCAUUUCAUAUAUGCAAUUCUAUUUCUCGUAUAUUUUUGUAAUAAAGGUUUUUUUAAUAAACAAAAAAUUUCGGGUCCAAUGAUCGUGUACUUUAAUAGCGGUCAGAAAUUUUUAAAUAGUAUAAAAUUGGCCCAAAUUUUAAGGUUUUUUUGGUCAAAUGUCUCACUAUCAAAAAUGAUUCGAACAAAUUUUUCCUCUAGGAAAUGUCGCACUAGCAAAAAUGCAUGAUCAUUUGACAUGAAUCCAAAAUUUCUCUCGAAAGAUUUUUAUACCAAAAAGAAUUGGAAAAAUCAAAAAAUAAAUUAGGUACUAUAGCACAAUCAACAACAAAUGGGAUUAUCAUUUUGACAAAUAAUGAAAUAGUUUUCAAUAACUCAAGUAUCUUAGAACUGCUCAAUUGCGAUUUGCCUUCUUUGUUUUCAGUGAUAGAAAAACUGGAAUAUUGCCCUGAGAAAAAACUGGCGAGAUAUUCAAACUCAAACUUCUUAAUAGAUGAUGUUAUGCUAACAAUGGAAAAUAUAAACACUGAAGAAAUCUGUUUAGGAAUAACUAAACUAAAUGAUAUCAAUUUAGAAUGAAGAGCAAAAAAGAUAUUAUGAGAAGAAGUCCCUUCAUUAUUUUUAACAGCAAGAAAUGCAAAUCAGAUUAUUGAGCUUGAAAAAAAUAUAGCAAAUGAUAAAAUGAAGACAAUUUUACUAAGAUCAGUUUCUCAUGAACUGAAAACUCCUUUAAAUGCGAUAUUGCAUUUUACUAAUGAAAUCCUAGAAAAACAUAGAAGUAAACUUAAUAGUGAAGAUCUUCAGCAGCUUUCUAUGGUUGUUACUUCUUCAAAACUAAUGCUAUCGCUUAUAAACGACUUAUUGGACUACUCAAAAAUCCUAGCAGGUGUUUUUUCGAUCAGAAAAGUAUACACAAAUUUUAGAAAAAUAAUAUACAGCACCUGCGAGCUUAUUGAAAUCCAAGCAAAGCGCAAAGGUUUAUCUUAUUCAUGCCACAUUGAUCCAAAUGUCCCAGAAGAAAUUUAUACAGAUCCAUUAAGAUAUGGCCAAGUCCUCCUAAAUUUAUUAAGUAAUGCAUUGAAAUUUACUAUGAAAGGUGGCAUUGAAGUCCAUUUUUAUAUAGAUUGCAACAAUAAAUUAAAAUGCCAAGUCAAAGAUACAGGAAUUGGCAUACCUGAAAAAACAAUGCAAAAAAUUUUCACUGCAUUUAAUUCUCCUAAUAACCCGAAUUUAAAUCCUAAUGGAUCUGGCCUUGGGCUAUCUAUAUCAAAUUAUUUAGUAAAAGAACUAGGUGGAGACUCAAUCAAAGUAAAAUCCUCUGUUAGUAAAGGCUCUUUAUUUUGGUUCUCAAUUGAUAUUUUACAAGAAAAAAUACAAAUAGAAGACUGUGAAAGUGAGCCAGAUGAAAUUGAUGACUCUCUUUGCACAGUCAUGUCUAGAUAUAGCAGCUUUGAUAGCGGAUGCCAUUAUGAUAUAUUAAUUGUAGAUGACAAUGAAUUUAAUUUAGAAGUCUUAGGAUCUGUCCUCACAAAAUAUAAUGUCAAAUUUGCUGAAGCUUCUGGAGGGAGAGAUGCAAUUGAAAAAAUCAAGCUUCAAGACAAGUCACAUCAAUUCAAAGCAGUCAUUAUGGAUUGCAACAUGCCUGAAUUAGAUGGGUUGGAAACCACAAAAGAAUUAUGUUCAAUGUAUAAACAAGGUAAAUUAAGAAAAAUACCUUAUGUGAUAGGGUAUUCCGCUUAUAGCUCUGAUGAAGAUAGACAGCUUUCAUUGGCUUCUGGGAUGAUGGACUAUUUAAUGAAGCCAUGCCCUCCAGAAGAAAUCAUUGCAACAAUAAAUAAAUAUCUAUAA